Molecule: messenger RNA, 2998 nt
Organism: Oncorhynchus nerka (sockeye salmon)
Lineage: Eukaryota; Metazoa; Chordata; Actinopteri; Salmoniformes; Salmonidae
Gene: mccc2
Product: methylcrotonyl-CoA carboxylase subunit 2
Exons: 17
Coding region: 97-1797 (566 amino acids)
Biological process (GO): L-leucine catabolic process
Cellular component (GO): mitochondrion; methylcrotonoyl-CoA carboxylase complex
Molecular function (GO): methylcrotonoyl-CoA carboxylase activity
Source: RefSeq, a predicted model, not a curated record
AACAUACUUUGGUUGAUCAAUGCUUGUGGGUCGAACAACAACAAAUAUCUCUGCAGGUUUGCUAACUAGGGUGGUUAGUUAGUUAGCUGUCAAAUCAUGCUUCUUCAGACUUUCAGGCCAUGGCUGACCUUGCUCCGUUGCAGAGGAUUGCCAGUAGCAACAACACGACUUUACCACGGUGACAGAGUCGCAGCCGUCGGUACACAGCCUGACACACAGUCCGCGGAGUUUGCGGAAAACUAUGAACGAAUGCAAGUCCUUGUUGAUGAGUUGAAAGGCAGAUCGGAGAAAAUCAAAUUGGGUGGAGGAGAACGUGCCAGAAAGCUACACAUCUCCAGAGGGAAGCUCCUCCCCAGAGAACGCAUAGACAGACUGCUGGACCCAGGGUCUCCGUUCCUGGAAUUCUCCCAGUUUGCAGCAUAUGAGCUCUAUGGGAAAGAGGAGGUUCCAGCAGGAGGCAUCAUCACAGGGAUUGGCAGAGUCUCAGGGGUGGAGUGUGUGAUUGUUGCUAACGACGCCACAGUGAAAGGAGGCACCUACUACCCAGUCACAGUGAAGAAGCAUCUCCGAGCCCAGGAGAUCGCUCAGCAGAACCACCUGCCAUGUAUCUACCUGGUGGACUCCGGAGGAGCCAACCUCCCCAGACAGGCCGAGGUCUUCCCGGACAGAGAACACUUUGGACGGAUCUUCUUCAACCAGGCUCGCCUCUCCUCAGACGGAAUAGCACAGAUAGCGGUGGUUAUGGGGUCGUGUACAGCGGGAGGAGCGUAUGUCCCAGCCAUGGCUGAUGAGAGUAUCAUCGUCAGGAAACAAGGAACCAUCUUCCUGGGAGGACCUCCUCUGGUAAAAGCAGCAACAGGGGAGACCGUCUCUGCUGAGGAUCUUGGAGGGGCGGAUCUUCACUGCAGGAAGUCAGGCGUAACAGACCACUACGCUCUAGACGAUAGCCACGCCCUUCACCUGGCUCGCAAGGCCGUCCGCAACCUCAACUACACCAAGAACAUACAGGUGACCACAGAGACCCCCGAGGCGCCUCUCUACCCAGCUGAGGAGCUGUAUGGCAUCGUAGGAGCCAACCUCAAACGCAACUUUGACGUCAGAGAGGUGAUAGCCAGGAUUGUCGAUGGCAGCCGGUUUGAUGAGUUCAAAGCCUUCUACGGAGAUACGGUGGUCACAGGGUUCUCCAGGAUAUUUGGUUACCCUGUUGGAAUCAUUGGUAACAAUGGAGUCCUGUUCUCAGAGUCUGCUAAGAAAGCAACUCAUUUCAUAGAGUUAUGCUGUCAAAGAAACAUUCCACUUAUCUUUCUACAAAACAUCACGGGCUUCAUGGUGGGCAGGGAGUACGAGGCAGGUGGCAUCGCCAAGGACGGGGCUAAGAUGGUCACGGCGGUUGCGUGUGCCAACGUGCCCAAGAUCACGGUGAUCAUCGGCGGCUCGUACGGAGCGGGCAACUACGGAAUGUGUGGCAGAGCCUACAGCCCCCGGUUUCUGUACAUGUGGCCCAACUCCCGUAUCUCUGUGAUGGGUGGAGAGCAGGCUGCCACCGUACUAGCGACCAUCACGAGAGACCAGCGGACUAGAGAGGGCAAGGAGUUCACAGCAGAGCAGGAGGCCGCCAUGAAGGAGCCCAUCGUCAAACGGUUUGAAGAGGAAGGAAGCCCGUACUUCUCCAGCGCUAGGCUGUGGGAUGACGGCAUCAUCGACCCGGCUGACACUCGUCUGGUUCUGGGAAUGAGUCUCAGUGCUACACUCAAUGCCCCGACACAGAGGACACGCUUCGGAGUGUUCCGGAUGUAGACAUCCACGGACCCACUAGAGGACAGGCUAGACAUCCACGGACCCACUAGAGGACAGGCUAGACAUCCACGGACCCACUAGAGGACAGGCUAGACAUCCACGGACCCACUAGAGGACAGGCUAGACAUCCACAGACCCACUAGAGGACAGACUGAACAUCCACAGACCCACUAGAGGACAGACUGAACAUCCACAGACCCACUAGAGGACAGACUGAACAUCCACAGACCCACUAGAGGACAGACUAAACAUCCACAGACAGACUAGUGGACAGACUGAACAUCCACAGACCCACUAGAGGACAGACUAGACAUCCACAGACCCACUAGAGGACAGACUGAACAUCCACAGACCCACUAGAGGACAGACUGAACAUCCACAGACCCACUAGAGGACAGACUGAACAUCCACAGACCCACUAGAGGACAGACUGAACAUCCACAGACCCACUAGAGGACAGACUGAACAUCCACAGACCCACUAGAGGACAGACUGAACAUCCACAGACCCACUAGAGGACAGACUGAACAUCCACAGACCCACUAGAGGACAGACUGAACAUCCACAGACCCACUAGAGGACAGACUGAACAUCCACAGACCCACUAGAGGACAGACUCUGGAGCCAGUCUGUAGUGAUACAAGGACUGUAUCCUGUAUGCGACGUCCCAAAUGGAACCCUAUUCCCUAUGCACUACUACCCCAUGGGCCCUGGUCAAAUGUAGUGCACUACUACCCCAUGGGCCCUGGUCAAAUGUAGUGCACUUUAAAGGGAAUAGGGAGCCAUUUGGGACAAUGGUGCAUUUUGUAGAAACAGUAUAUUGCACAACCCCAGGCAGCGUUGUCAGUAGUGUGUGGUGACUGACCAUAGAAGAAGAUUUUGUUCUGGAAAAGCUACUAAACUGUCAUCUUUGUUCAAAUGUAUCUGUAAUCAUUAAUCAGUGUCAAUAAGGAGACUUGUGUUAAAAGUCAAGAGAUAAGUAAUGGAACCUCAUGUCAGAAUCCUAAGUGUCCUCCUGAUCACACUCCGUGCCUCUCUACUACUUCUGAUAGGGUCAAACAUCAGGAUUCGUAUCACACCUCUUCUGGGAACUGGGAGUCUCUAUCUAACCAACUCUGGUUUUUGUAUGUUGCUUCUAUUUUCUCUAGAUUUUGAUUAACACUGGUGUUCACCAAUUAAAUUAACUGACCGCACACGGAAA